AAGACCCUUUAAGCUCUACUACAAGUAAACGAUGAGGAGCCUAAUUUGGUCCACAUCGCAGUAGAAAAUUAGAGGCAGAAACGAUAUAAAAAUUCUACUCUUACUAUACGAUUAAGGGCACCACCGUAAAUUCAAUUUUUCAUACUUUCUUUAUAAAUCCUAAUGGAAGCGACAGAGAGCCUAGCUACCUGUUUCUCUUAUUUGAUUUAACAAUGGAGAAAGAGAAACCCAAUGUUCCUCUAAGCUUACCAAUGGAAAAAGAGAAACCUAAAUCUGAAGCCGGAAUUGGAGGUAUUGGAGGUACAAGGCAUCCUGUGUACAGAGGAGUGAGGAAGAGGCGAUGGGGGAAAUGGGUUUCAGAAAUUAGGGAGCCUAGGAAGAAAUCCAGAAUAUGGCUAGGUUCCUUCCCCACGCCUGAAAUGGCUGCCAGGGCUUAUGAUGUCGCGGCUUAUUGUCUUAAGGGGUGUAAAGCUCUGCUUAAUUUCCCUGAAGAGGCUGAGUUUCUUCCUCGACCUUCCACUUCCGCCGCCAGGGACAUCCAGAGGGCGGCUGCGGCAGCGGCUACGGCUACGGCUACGGCUACGGCAGAAAAAUGGGUAAUGUCGGAGAAGGAAGAGAAAGAGAAAUCCAACAGGAGCGAGGGAGAUGGCGAUGAGGGUAACGAUGACUUCUGGGGUCAGAUUGAGUUGCCAGAGUUGAUGAGCGGAGGCGGCACAUUUUGGCCGGGCAUGGCAACUGAGCAUUUGUCUCUGUCGGAGUUUUCUUAAAUAUCCCAUUCAUACUACUUAGAUGUGUUCCACGCAAGCAACGUGGAUGGAAUGAACGACCUCAAGCUAGCUCCACCCUCCACCCUCCACUUUUGCUCUUCUGCAUUCCUCUACAUCUGUAACUUUGUAAGCAUAUCUAAUAUCCCUCCUUAUAUUUGUCAAAUAAUGUAAUAAAUUCUCUCUCUCUCGUAAUUGGCAUAUUGAAAAAAUUGUUGUAAAUCAUAUGCAUUUCACAUCAAAUAAAUAAAUUGGACAUAUUAAGUAUUA
Messenger RNA from Macadamia integrifolia, 1034 nucleotides. RefSeq names its product ethylene-responsive transcription factor ERF023-like. NCBI's taxonomy places the organism in Eukaryota, Viridiplantae, Streptophyta, Magnoliopsida, Proteales, Proteaceae. The transcript has a single exon. The coding region runs from base 213 to 767 and encodes 184 amino acids. The record is from RefSeq and is a predicted model, not a curated record. Gene Ontology annotation, biological process: regulation of DNA-templated transcription. Gene Ontology annotation, molecular function: DNA binding; DNA-binding transcription factor activity.